UUAAGGCUGAAUACAUGAUCUGACCUGAAAACUUGGAGAAACACACGCAUACACACAGAGAUGGCAGAAUUGUUCAUUAAACAGGCGGCACAGUAUGCGGAAGGUCGGCCUAGCUACCCUUCAGAAUUGUUUGAAUUCAUUGCUUCCAAGACACCGUGUCAAGACCAGGCAUGGGACGUGGGCACCGGCAGCGGCCAGGCUGCUCGACAUCUAGCUGGGAUAUUCAAGAAUGUCAUAGCCACAGACACAAGCCCAAAACAGUUGGCAUUCGGACCAAGGCUACCCAAUAUAAGAUACCAACAGACUCCUCCAACCAUGUCUGCUGCCGAGCUUGAACGCGAUAUUGCACCUCAAUCAAGUAUCGAUGUUGUGACUAUUGCACAGGCCAUCCACUGGUUUGAUCUCCCCAUUUUCUACCAACAAGUGAAAUGGGUACUCAAAAAACCUCAUGGUGUCAUAGCUGCAUGGUGCUAUACCACCCCAGAAGUCAAUGACUCAGUUGAUGCAGUCUUCCAACCAUUUUAUACCAUCGCUGCAGGCCCUUAUUGGGAGCCACCACGUACAUUGGUGGAUGAAAAGUACAAGACCAUUGAUUUUCCAUUUGAGCCUGUGGAUGGAGCUGAUGACACAGGGCCAUUUGAUCAGUUUGUAAUCGAGAGGUUGAUGGAUUUAGAUAACUAUUUUACAUACUUAAGAUCGUGGUCGGCGCAUCAAACAGCGAGGGAGAAGGGUGUGGAGCUUUUGAGCGAUGAUGUGAUUGAGGAGUUUACGCGUGCUUGGACUAAAGAUGGACAAGACCAGAAGGUUGUGAAGUUUCCAAUUUAUCUGAGGAUUGGAAGAGUGGGGAAUAUUUAAAAAUCAAAUGGCUAAACCAUUUUGUUUCGGAGGAAUUAUGAAUCCGUUUCCCAUGUCAAUAAUUGUGGCUUUCAGCCACGACAGAGGGCUCACUACAUAUAGUUCGUCUGUCGUACUGCUUCAAAACUCGCAUUUAUAGCGAGUCCUAAUUCCUUGAUUUGUCGGUCAAGAAAAUAUGAGAUCGGAUUAACUAAUUUGUACCGAGCUCAAUUGUUUUUCUUUUCAUGCACCAUAAUUACUAAAGUAUUCUUGUUGGGUCA
Molecule: messenger RNA, 1115 nt
Organism: Carya illinoinensis
Lineage: Eukaryota; Viridiplantae; Streptophyta; Magnoliopsida; Fagales; Juglandaceae
Product: putative methyltransferase DDB_G0268948
Exons: 2
Coding region: 61-855 (264 amino acids)
Molecular function (GO): S-adenosylmethionine-dependent methyltransferase activity
Source: RefSeq, a predicted model, not a curated record